Brassica napus (rape) is the source of this 764-nucleotide messenger RNA. RefSeq lists its product as uncharacterized. Gene Ontology annotation, cellular component: chloroplast. The record is from RefSeq and is a predicted model, not a curated record. Bases 325 to 555 code for a protein of 76 amino acids. The transcript has 2 exons. Lineage: Eukaryota; Viridiplantae; Streptophyta; Magnoliopsida; Brassicales; Brassicaceae.
GGUGCAAGUAAAUCUGGUCAGGCGUGGAUCUUCAUAAGACGGCUCAAGUGAUGCAGUUAGGCGUAGGUCUUCAUAAGGCAGAUAGUAUUGUCGGUUGUCGAAUCGUUUAUGUAAUUUUUCCUAUAUCAUAAUUGUAAAAUUAUAAUAAAUCAGCGUUAAAAAAAAAAAUUCUCGUGGGCUGAAAAAUGGGCCCAUCUUUCGAGGUCCGUUAUAAAUCCAUGUCCAAUGAUAAAAAAAGGAUUCCUUAAACCUCUUUUUUUAAUCGCAAAAUAAUUAAAAAAAAAAAACAAUUGAAUCGCAGAACUGAAGCAAAAGGGAUCUCCAAUGUCGUCGUCGUCAAGCGAUCCGUCGAAAACAGGGAUGGAGAGGAAGAAGAAAGGAGCUCCGAUCAAGUUCUUGGUGCCUCUCAUAUACGCUCCUGCUCUUCCUCUCAUUCGCUUGACUUUAAGGCAUCAGCCUGUUCUCAGGGACCGUCUCUUCGGUCUUGUCCUCGCCGGUGCUUUCGUUCAUGGCUUCUACCUCGUAACGGACAUAUAUGAUGCAGAGAGCAAAUGAAAAAAAAAACAAGAAGUGGAAGUUGCAGCCAUUCUUCAAGAGCUCAGUAUUUCUCAGAUGUCUUUCUGAUUUAAUAAAUAAAACUGCUUUUGUUUUUUUAAUAUAAAUUUUGUUACAAAAUUACUUUUUGCUCUUGUGAAUCUGAAAUUGGAUUUGGUUUAUGAAUCCAUUAGUUUUCUUGUUUCCUAGAAGAAAGGCCUAUUCACACA